Messenger RNA from Octopus sinensis (East Asian common octopus), 680 nucleotides. Its product is annotated as 26S proteasome regulatory subunit 10B-like. NCBI's taxonomy places the organism in Eukaryota, Metazoa, Mollusca, Cephalopoda, Octopoda, Octopodidae. Gene Ontology annotation, cellular component: cytosolic proteasome complex; proteasome regulatory particle, base subcomplex. Gene Ontology annotation, molecular function: ATP binding; proteasome-activating activity; ATP hydrolysis activity. The record is from RefSeq and is a predicted model, not a curated record. Gene Ontology annotation, biological process: positive regulation of RNA polymerase II transcription preinitiation complex assembly.
UAAAGGCUGCUAACGGACCUCGAUAUGUGGUGGGCUGUCGCCGUCAACUGGACAAAUCCUCAAUUGUUGGGCGAGUAGCAUUAGACGUCUCAACCCUCGUGAUUAUGAGAACUCUCCCUACAGAAGUGGAUCCUUUAGUUUACAACAUGUCAGUCGAAAAGCCUGGGGAUGUGUCAUAUACAGACAUUGGUGGACUCAGUGAUCAGAUAAGGGAACUUCGAGAGGUCUUAAUAAAUCUGAUUUUUGUCAUUGAACUGCCAAUAGUCAAUCCAGAUAUUUUUGUUCGUGUAGGAAUGAAGCCUCCAAAAGGGGUUCUUCUCUACGGCCCUCCUGGAACUGGAAAAACACUUUUAGCUCGGGCUGUAGCCAAACAAAUAAACUGCAAUUUCCUUAAAGUCGUGGCCAGUGCAAUUGUUGAUAAGUACAUUGGGGAGAGUUCGCGUCUAAUCAGAGAUAUGUUUUCAUUUGCACGAGAAAACAGUCCUUCUGUUAUUUUCAUAGACGAAAUUGAUGCAAUUGGUGUCUUUCAGUAUUUAGUUUUAGGGGGACGAAGAUUCUCUGAAGGGACAUCUGCUGAUAGGGAAAUACAGAGAACUCUAAUGGAGGUUAAUUCAUCUUUUUUAAUUUGUAGUUGCUUAAUCAAAUUGAUGGGUUUGAUUCUUUGUCGAAGGUUAUGUUGA